Messenger RNA from Dipodomys spectabilis (banner-tailed kangaroo rat), 667 nucleotides. It is a transcript of the gene Nenf, whose product is annotated as neudesin neurotrophic factor. Gene Ontology annotation, cellular component: endomembrane system; membrane. The transcript has 4 exons. NCBI's taxonomy places the organism in Eukaryota, Metazoa, Chordata, Mammalia, Rodentia, Heteromyidae. The record is from RefSeq and is a predicted model, not a curated record. The coding region runs from base 31 to 534 and encodes 167 amino acids.
GCUUUGCGCUGCGGGCCCUGCGCGCUCUCCAUGGCGGGCCCCGCGCCGGGGUGGCCGCUGUGGCCGCUGGCUGCGCUGGGCCUGGUUGUGGCGCUGACAGCCGGGGCCGGGCCGGAGCCGCAUCCGGCCGAGCGGGGACCCCCGGUGCGGCUCUUCACCGAGGAGGAGCUGGCUCGCUACGGCGGGGAGGAGGAAGAUCAGCCCAUCUACUUGGCAGUAAAGGGAGUGGUGUUUGAUGUCACUUCUGGAAGAGAGUUUUAUGGACGAGGAGCCCCCUACAAUGCCUUGACUGGGAAGGACUCCACCAGAGGGGUGGCCAAAAUGUCUCUGGAUCCUUCAGACCUCACCCAUGAUACCACGGGGCUCUCGGCCAAGGAGCUGGAAUCCUUGGAUGACGUCUUUACCAAUGUAUACAAAGCCAAAUACCCCAUCGUCGGCUACACCGCCCGGAGGAUUCUCAAUGAGGAUGGCAGCCCCAACCUGGACUUCAAGCCUGAGGACCAGCCCCAUUUUGACAUAAAGGAUGAGUUCUGAUGGUCUGUCUGCAAUCAAUGGGAGACUCGUGAAAGGGCGAGACAGGGGCACAGACAAUAAAUCUCCUGCCAAAUAUGCUUUUAAAAGCCUCUCAGUCACCCAGAUGUGAAUAAAGCAGACAUUAAAGCUAGAA